AUGUCCAAGAUCUUGCUCAUCCUCGGCUCGGGCGCCAGAGUCGGAGCUCACACCGCCAAAGCCUUCGCCGCGCAGGGGUAUAGAGUCGCGAGUGCGUCUCGCACGGCGCCCCAGACGCCCGACGGUUCGCAUCUGCACGUCACUGUCGAUCUGUCCAAGGCUGGGACCGUGCCCGAGGUGUUUGAGAAGGUUAGGCAGGAGUUUGGCGGCGAGCCGAGCGUGGUGGUUUAUAAUGCUGCGUUCUUCAGCCCCGACCCACCCGACAGUCUCUCCGUCUUCACGCCCUCGAGCAUCAGCCACUAUGAAACGUCGCAAGCCGUAAACUGCACGUCGGUGCUGGUCGCCAUGCACGAAGCGACAAAGGCGUUCCGCAACGCCGGCCCGGACGCCUCCAAGACCUUCAUCUUCACGGGAAACGCGCUCAACACGGCGACCUUGCCACAAAUGCUGAUCUUUGGACUGGGAAAAGUCGUCCCCUCGUACGCGAUCAAAUACGUCGUCGAGCAGAAUGCCUACAAGGAUGAUGGGAUCAAGUUUUACUAUGCCGACGAACGUACUAUCGAAGGCGCACCCGCGUACAGAGAUAUCUCCGGCGAGGCCCACGCGGAGGAGUACUUGAAGCUUGCCGACAGGAAAGACCAGGGUCCUUGGUGGUACACGUUUGUCAAGGGGACCGGGUAUAAAGACUUUGAAGGGAAAGUGAAGUUGUGA
This is a messenger RNA of Cladophialophora carrionii CBS 160.54, 711 nucleotides long. RefSeq lists its product as uncharacterized. NCBI's taxonomy places the organism in Eukaryota, Fungi, Ascomycota, Eurotiomycetes, Chaetothyriales, Herpotrichiellaceae. The record is from RefSeq and is a predicted model, not a curated record. The transcript is spliced from 3 exons. Bases 1 to 711 code for a protein of 236 amino acids.